GUUAUGACAUAAAAAGUUUUCUCUAUGGUUACAAUUUUGUGGAAGACGCUAAACACUUUUUUCUUUUCGUAAAACUAUUAUUUGUACAUUGUGACUUAAUCAGCGAAUGUUAAUAUUCAAAAGUGCUAACAUAAGAUGUAUUCGACAACAUCUGAAGACUUGAGCCGGGAUCAUUUGGCUCUGCAGGUUACGAAUUGUCUAAAGAAAAUAGUGGAGAACCAACAAACCGUAACUCAAUUACACAAGGAAUUGGUGGAGAUCGACCUGUCCUUUACUACUUACAUCGAGGAAAGUAAAAAACGCAUUCUAAACCAUCGUUUGAACCUUGCACGUCAGGCUAAAAGUUCCCAAGAAGUAGUCGAAAUACUCUCUGAGAAAUAAUACAAACCAUGUCAAACUCUCCAGCGACUCCUCGCAAACAAACCAAUAUUACCAAAUACAAACUAAAAACAUACAAAGAAGACAAUAACAAUGCCACCAAUAAGUUUACCGAGCGCCAGCAAGCACGCACAUUCAUUUCAUGGUACAAACGCAUGAUUGACCAUGAGAGGCAGAACUUUGGCUUGUAUCUAUCAGAUGAUGCCAUCCUUGAGUGGUUCGGUAGAACCAUUAAAACUAGAAAGAAAGUUCAAUCAUUCAUGAGAUAUGACAUGCAGUGCUCCCGCCAUGAUUUUACAACUGUUGAGAGCAUCGAUAAAGUCCAAUUAAGGCAUGAAAGAAUUAUCAAUAAGAGAAAGGAUGAUACGGUUUUAGCUAGCCCUCUGCAUUCACCUGAGCUAAUAAGUUCCAAGUCAUCAGCUAAGAAAAGGUUGCUCAGAUCUAACUGUAACAGCCCUGAAUGGGCAGAGGGUUGCCAGCCGGAUAAAAGCACAGAAAGAAAAAGGCUAAAGAGCAGACAUAUUGAAUCUCUGCAUGAUGACCAACAUAUCAGCUUAAAACGUAGUCACCCAGACUCUGAUGUCAGUAGCAAGGGCGAUAGUAUUGUGGAAAGAAGGCCGAAACAAAAAUGUAUUGCUGUCACACCACCUAAUCAUGAGCUUGGACAAGGGGAUUGCUUGCCCUCUACAAGCGCCAACACAGCGUCCCAUGACGCUCUUAAUGCUCAGCUGCCAAAACUUGCAGUAGAGUGUAACGGGUACAUAGAAUUCACUAGAACUAGAAACAACCGCAGUACUGACUGCAUGAAAUGGGAAAGGAAAUGUAAAGUCCAAAUUAGUUACUCGGAAGACCCAUUGAACGUUGGGGAGUACAUAAUUUGGUCUUUACAUUAUAUUGACGAAACCAAGUGUAGGAGAAAUCUGAUGGCUGCCUUUGAAGCAGCGGCCCAGGAGGAAGAAUCAAAUAAGAUCAAGUGAUUUUUGGUAUUACAUUUGAGUGUUUUAGCAUUUUUAUUUUAUAAAGCUAUAUUAUAAUGAUGCUAUAUGUAUUUGUCACAAAAUGCAUGCUGUUAUGGCCGGUUAAUUUCAGUUUUGCAAUUGCACAUUUUCUUUUCAUAUACAUUUGCUAACCUUGUGAUAUGAUAGUUAUAUUUUUAUUUGUUACAACAAUUUAUUAUUUUAUGUACUGUGUUCCUGAUAUAAGAAUAUCUUUACCUUUUGACAGAGCCUUAGGGUGUAUGAAAUUUAUGUUAUGAUAGUAUGUUUGUCUUCCAAACUUGCUUCUAAAAAAUUAAAAUAUUGUUAGUGGUAGCAAUACCUUUACUAUAAUUAUUACUUUUAAGUUGACAUUAAGAGAAUAUGUUAUGAAAUAUGAAUAUUGUGAUGGUAAGGUGUAGAUAUUUCUUGUAUUGAUAUUCUAUUCAGCAGAUAGUUUUCGCAUAUACUUAUUAAUAGAAAAAAUGUUAAUUCACAAUGUAAUAACAGUUUUAUGUACUUCAUGUAAUUUUUGAUUGUCUUAAACAAUUUUACCUAUAGUAAAAUGUAAGAUCUCUGUAUUUUAGUUAUCUUUUGUAGCCAUAUAACUGACUGAUUAACAAGUAACUUGUAUUUUUAUAACUCAUGAAUUGUUUGUCUAAGUCCAGUUUCUUUUAGAUCUCUUUAUAUGACGGUGGUGGUCAAACUAAGCUGUAUCAUUUGUACUCUUAAUACCUUGUGAUUAAAGUCGAUAUUCCUUUGCCAGUACCAUCAAUAUACUGCUAGUUUUACCUCCACCGUUAUCUGACCCCUAGUACAUGUUUGGUAAAAAAAAUAUUAACCUCGCAUCUAUUCGUUUGAUAGAAAAAACUGCUUAUGUUUCCAAGCCUGACCUAUUAUUUUUUUGCAUUAUGGGAUUGGUCCUUAGUCUUUCAGUCAGUACGACUAUAAUAAUCUGGUGAUGUUCAGCUCAAGGUGUAUGACCAGGGGGUAGCCAAAAUGACAAUCGUUGAUAAAAAAAACCCAAUCGAAACUUAAAUAAUGUAUGGAAUUAGCCACGUGACUUUUCGGAGCAUUUUUCAUAGCGAUAUUUUUUUUUCGUUUCGUUUGUCGAUGUACGAUAUUGUCAUCUUGGCUAGAAAAUAACCUGUAUCUGCAUUCUAAAACAAACGAUUGUGCUAGGGGGUCCCUUCUGUCACUAUACCACCGAUUUCCUUUUUUUUAUUCCCAAGGGAUAGUAUGUCUAGUUUUAGUUGUGUACGCUAGGUUAUAUCUACUCAUUAUGUAUACAAAGGUGAAAUAAUGUUUAAUUCUUAAAAAUAAUGCAAUAAUUAUGUAGGCCUAAUAUGGCAAUGGAAACCGAAUCCAAAUCAAAAUUCUAUAAAAAUAUCAUCGGCAAGUCUGUUUGGCUGGCCAAACAUAGAAACACAACUGCCUGGUAUAUUAUCAGUUUUUACAGCUUUCAUUAAGCUUGCCCGGUCAAAAUAUUCUGCAAAAGAGAAUGCUAACCUAAUUCCAAUAACGUACAAAUGGAGUUGGCAACUGUCAAAGGUCUUUAUAGAUGGCGCCAGCAUAGGUUUUACCUGUCUUCAGUGUUUUCUAUGAGAUUUGGCUACCAUCCAGGCCAUAAAAAAUGUAUUUGUAGGAUUUAUUGGUAAAUCCUAUGCUGGCGUCCAAAAGUUAAACGCAUUAGUAUACAUUUGAAUGAACAGGAUUAGGUAUAUUCGAAUAGACCUUUUUAAUAUUACCUAUGUGAAAUAUAGUUUACUUUGGCGUGAUUAUUAAUUAUCAAAUAAUUACACAAUUAGUUAUAGAAUUUCAGUAGCUGAAAGUGAUUUUAUUGACAUGCAUUGUUAAUGAGUAUUGAGAUUUAGCCUGUAUCUUUUAAGUUGUUAGUUCAUUACUUGAAGUAAUGAGAGAACGGAUUUUUGUUUCAUUAUGCUAAAGUGUAUAAGCUCAGUAAACUUGUUAAAAUAAA
Messenger RNA from Cydia splendana, 3330 nucleotides. RefSeq lists its product as uncharacterized. The transcript is spliced from 4 exons. Bases 390 to 1355 code for a protein of 321 amino acids. Lineage: Eukaryota; Metazoa; Arthropoda; Insecta; Lepidoptera; Tortricidae. The record is from RefSeq and is a predicted model, not a curated record.